This is a messenger RNA of Botrytis deweyae, 5491 nucleotides long. RefSeq lists its product as uncharacterized. Gene Ontology annotation, molecular function: protein binding; zinc ion binding. Bases 1 to 5310 code for a protein of 1769 amino acids. The record is from RefSeq and is a predicted model, not a curated record. Lineage: Eukaryota; Fungi; Ascomycota; Leotiomycetes; Helotiales; Sclerotiniaceae. The transcript is spliced from 8 exons.
AUGUCUGAUAGAUCAUUUUCAAACCCCAAGCCUGAGUUGAACAUCCCAUCGUUAGGUGAUGGAGUCGAUGCCGUGCUAAUUGACGAAAUACAAUUGGACUUCACAGGCUCUGAAGAGGAGAGCUUAAGAGUGGUCUCGAGUAUUGAGGAGACUACCGGGACAGUCAACAUUGACUUUGUAGUCAUCCAUGGACUAUUCGGUAAAGAGUUGAAUAGAGAUCGAUGGUUCGAUUGUGGACCGGAUAGUUGGCUUACCCAGUAUGCCAACUCCUUGAAAUCGAAUUCCCGGAUCAUCGAGUUCAAAUAUAACGCGAGUGUUAUCGUGGAUGGAGACUCGGAAGAGACCAUUUCUGGAAUUCGUCAGGUUGCAUUGAGUUUGUUGAACAAGCUCAAGGAUUUGAGGAGGGGUGAAGUUACUCGAACAAUCAUGUUCCUUGGUCGUGGCAUAGGCGGAAUCAUCGUUAAAGAUGCUUUAGUGGCUGCUUCAACUGGAAUGGGUGAUUGGGAUGAUAUACUCGAUUGCAGUCGAGUCCUGUUAUUCUCCGACUGUCCUCACAAGAGUCGAGACCGAAAUCGAUUAGAGAACAGUCUGUGCUAUACUUUAUUUGCAACACGGCCAGACUUCUCCCAGAGCGCUAGCCCAUUGUUUUUUACAGGAUCGUUGAUAUCAAAGCUCGCUUCUGAGGUUAUGGAGGUCAAUGCCUCAUUCAUAUUGUCCAAGCUUCAUCUAAGAAGCCAUCUCAUCAGUAUUUACGAGGAAAGAAAGAAAGCCGACUAUGUUGAUGAUCAUCUUGAUAAUUUCUACAAUUAUACCAUAGGGGUGCCGUUCGAAAGACGCUUAGCAAGGUCUGAGGAAGAUACUCAUAAGAGUAGCGUCUUAGAUCAUCUUGAUGACUUGAAGGAAUGUAUAAUUCCUCUUCAUGAGUCAAGACUACGUCAUGAGCGCCUUCUUUUGUCGUUAGCAACAUCUUUGCCACCUCUAAUUGCCCCUUUAAACGAGACUUGGUGGUUAAAAGACCAUACGAAAUACAAACAAUGGCUUGAUUCCCCAGAAACGCAGCUCUUAUAUUUGCACGGUAAUUUACAUGACGUAAUUCAGGAAGCGGCAGCACAAGCAUUCUAUCAUCUGGAACAAGUGCAGAGAACACGAGACAAAAAAAUUCCGGUGCUCUUCUUUGAAUUCGACUCAUGGGAUGCCCGCCGUUGCUCUCUAUCUCACAUGCUGUCCACUUUCAUUGCCCAAUUGACAUGUCACUACCCAAAUUGGAAGAACCGAAUUGAAUAUAUGAGCUAUUGUGUUGAGCAAGAGCGUUGCUGGACAUUCCGCGACCUAAUGAGUUGGUUUGAGUUAUUUAAUCACAUGAAACAAUCGAUUGUGAUUAGCCGUUUCGAUGAAUGUGAAAUAGAGUCUCGCAGGGCGUUUUUAGACUUGAUAUCAUAUACCGCUCAGAUGAGUGAGUGGCCUUGGAAGAUUGUUGUGACGAGCGGAACAUCCGCAGUACUACUAGAAGAAUUGGGGAACUGGCCAGAGAUUGAUAUCAUUGCGCAGUCUCCAGAGGACAGUGCGGGAAGCAUGCAACCGCAAAAUACUCAUACGCAUAGAGAAAACAUGAUGUUGCACAAGCGUUUAUCAUGCUUCCCUACGCUGGACGAUCAUGAUCGUUCUAUCAUAGUGAAGCACCUAGCGGCAAGGAAGAUUCCACUGCUCAAGACUCAAUUAUGGGGAGUUCUAUCGUCUGUAAAAGUUGAAGACAGCGAAGAAAUCUUAGAAUCAGUAUUGGACAGUUACUUCCGGGGCAUACCAGAACAACACGUUGCAAAAUGUGCACUAAUGUGGCUUCUUCACUCGAAGAGGCCAUUGUCCAACAGGGAACUUGCCGAGAUCAUGUUUCUUGAGAGCGAGGGUGAUCAUGGAAAUUACAGAUCUCCCGACCCAUUAGAAGUUGAUAAUUUCGUGGUGAAGUUAGAGCUUUGGUUUGCAGGGUUCAUCGAAGUCGAAAACGAUGAGGUUUUUGUACGAAACGGCAGACUAAGAGAAAUUUUUGGAAAUCCUGUCGGAAGAUGUUCGAAUACUUAUUUGUGGACCGAAGCUUCAGAGGAUGCUCAUCUUAAAAUAGCAAAAACAUGCUUGAAGUACCUCUCGCUACCGGACACAGAAAUCAACUUGAAAAUCCCGAACGGUACUAUGAGUGGGCGGAAUCCAAGACUCUGUUUGGGUAAUCUCUUAUCAUAUGCUGUAAAGUAUUGGUUUCAACACUUUCAAUCUGCUAAAGACUCACAAAAUUAUCCUCUGGAAAUACUGAUAGGUCUAAUUCAAAAUAUUGACCUUGAGAGUUGGUCGAGGAUGUUUUGGGAGUUAUCAAGCCCAAUAACAAGGAGUCCUUCUCCUUGGGAGUCACCAUUUCCAAUUUUUGCUGGCCAAGGUGAAAUAGAUCUCGUCAAAAGCAAGAACGACGAAGACUUCCGCGCAGGGUUAGUUGAAGCAAGUUUAAAUGGCAGGCAGUCUACGGUUCAGAGAAUGCUGGAUAUUCAUGAGUGCCCGGCGCCUAUCCUUCUUAAUGCUAUUCAGUCAUCUGCUGCAGGGGGACAUGAGCAAUUGGCAAUUGACCUUUUAGGUCGUUUGCCGACUGAAACCAAACUGAGUAUUCAGCAUUGGGGGACAAAUAUUCUUUGGAGAUCAGCCAGAGCAAACCUUCAUCGUUUAGCAGACACUGUACUCAGUAUGGGAUGCGGUCCUGAUCCUGAAGCAAAGCAUGGCACCGAAUGGAACACGACACCUUUGUCCCAAUGUUCGAUUAACGGCCACUUGGAAAUGACCAAAGUUCUCGUGAAACAUAAAGCGAACGUGGAAUUCCCAAGCUUCAAGAACCGUACUCCGUUGGCAUUGGCUGCUUCAAGGGGCCACGCCAAUGUAGUUAGAUUUCUAGCAACACAAGCCAAUGCCAAGAUAGAUGCUGUUGAUGUAGGCGGCUGUAGACCAAUAGACAAAUCUUGUGUGUGGGGGAAUCAGGAAGUUGUGAUGGAAUUGCUGCGACUCGAACCAGACAUGAAACUGUCAUCUGACGAUCCGAUUCUACCACUAGUCGUGGCUGCACUAAAUGGGAACGAUAGAUGUGUUGAGCUUCUGCUUGGCUAUGCGAAAGCUGAUAAGGAUAUUUCAAGCCGCUUGAACAUUGACUUAGCUCUUCUUUAUGCCGCCCGUUUCGAUAAAAUCACGACAUGCCGUACACUGCUAGAUUAUGGUGCAAACAUCAAUGCGAAUGUUCACAGAUUUUCUCCCUUCACUGUAGCAGUCAAGGCCGGCAACGAAGAAAUCGUCAAACUGCUGCUCGAUCAUCGCCCGCGCCCAGAUGUUAAUCUAAAAGACGGGCACGGGAGAACUGCCCUUUAUAAUGCUGUACUCAUGCAGAACGUUGCAUUGAUUCGUUUAUUACUAGAUAAUGAUUGCGAUCCAGAUGUGCCGGUUAAUGGUCCAUACGUGGCUUUGCACAGCGCAGUCACUAACAAUGAGAUUACUGAAAUGUUAGCGAGAAAAACUAGGAACUUUGAAGCGCGAACCCCCCAGAACCUCACGGCACUCAUGCUUGCAGCAGAGCGUAAUGAAGAGUCUGCGAGAAUUUUGAUUGAACAUAAAGCUGAUGUCAACGCCGAGGUUCCUCUAGACAGUGAAUUCUGGGAGGGAUGGACACCUAUGUUUUUUGCUGCCAAUGCAAACAAACCAACCGCUGUCACUUUGUUAGCAGAGGCUGGUGCAGAUCUCAAGCACAGGGCCAAAGAUGGCAAAAGUGCUCUACACUUGGCAGUGGACGGCGAUGCUCUAAGUGCUUUAAUGGAGUUUCACUCACAGAUCGACUUAAACCAACCAGACAACCAAGGAUACACGCCCUUACAUAUGAUGGGAAGUCUCACAUUGAGGAACGUUCAAUAUCUCGUUCGAGGAGGUGCAAAAAUCAAUAUUCAGGCAGACGAUGGAUGUACACCGCUACAGGUUGCGGUAAGACGUAAUGAAAACAACGCGAUAGAAAUUGUAUCUUAUCUACUUGAACACGGGGCCAACCCAAACUUAUCUGGAACCGAACCAGGCAAAGAUGAUCCGCCUCUUCAUCAUGCAUGCGACAGCCUGUCGCUGGAAAUAUCCAAACUGCUAGUGGAGAAUGGUGCUGAUGUUAAUAAGUCCUCAAUUGGCCCUCUAGGAACGCCACUAAUAGCAACAUGCUUGAGAGGUUUUACCCAGGAAGAUUCUGAAGGCAAAAAUACGGAGGACCUAAUACGUUACCUUCUCGAGAAAGGUGCUGACAUCAAUGGAACACAUAGCCGCUGGGGUUGUGUAUUUGGCGUGGUUUCGAUGUUCAUGAAACCAAAAAUAGUUAGCCUACUGCUGGAGGAAGGGGCGUCGAUUCAUACCCAGGACUUUUGUGGCAGGCUACCCAUUCACUUAGCUGCUUUUCACGGUGGCAAGAACCUAGACAUCGUCAUUGAAGCCGGCGGUGAUGUUACUGCCAAAGAUAAGCUCGGUCGCACGGCACUUCACUACGCCUGCCAAGCAGGCCGGUCAAGUUCCGUCAAGAAGUUGUUAGAUCUCGUAGGGGAAGAAAAUGCGAACGAAACGGACAUUGACGGAUGGACCCCUCUACACUGGGCAGUACGGGGUACAGGGAAUAUGAUAGAAGAAGAAUGGCUCGCCGGUGAAGCUGUGAAUGAGAUUGAAACUAUUAGAAUAUUGAUAGAGCGCGGUGCGAAUAGAUCUGCCCAAUAUCAUGUCAGGGGGGAGUCCUGGUCACCACUUCGGAUUGCUAAUUAUAGGGGAGCCGAUGACACUGUUAUUGCUCUUCUCAAGAACUCUGGUGGCCCCAACGAAGACGAAGGACUCGGCGGAACAUCUUCAGAAAAUUUUGGACAGUAUGGCGCGAACGUUUCCAGCCCUAAAAAAGCCUAUCGUAGGAUCGGAUGGACUUGUGAUGCAUGUUUAUGGGGGAUGUGGGGCUUGUGCUACAAAUGUAAUGUGUGCCUCGACUUAGCAUUUUGUGUCAAAUGUUACGACCACCGAGACAUUGUACACGCAGAAUUUCCCGACCACGCGUUCAAGGAACAUGGCCCCGAAUUUGAGCACGAUGACUCGAAAUCGAAUAGCGGGGAGAUAACAGAUGAUGAUAGCAGGUCAAUCAUCUCAGAAAGCAGUGGUUCGGAGCCUGAGGAGAAUACUAGAAAUGAAUCAGAGGAACCCGAAGAACUCGUGGUGCUAGGAAAUGACCACGAGCAAAGUGAUUCUGAUGAAAAUGCUGAUAGUAGUGAGUCGGAGGAUGACAACUAGGCAGUGAUUGUUUUAUAAGUAUAUAAGUUAUGCUUUGAAGGUUAGGCUUGGCGAGUACAAUGAUUAAGACUUUACUCUCAUCUUCAUGUGUAUGUGAAAUGAUGGUGAUUUUUGCUUGCCACAGACCAUUCAAAAAGUAUACACCGACCGACCUACCCGCAGCUCACAUAUGCAAAUAUAG